This is a messenger RNA of Nerophis ophidion (straightnose pipefish), 5256 nucleotides long. RefSeq names its product histone deacetylase 9b (gene hdac9b). Gene Ontology annotation, cellular component: histone deacetylase complex. Gene Ontology annotation, biological process: chromatin organization. NCBI's taxonomy places the organism in Eukaryota, Metazoa, Chordata, Actinopteri, Syngnathiformes, Syngnathidae. The transcript is spliced from 12 exons. Gene Ontology annotation, molecular function: histone deacetylase activity. The record is from RefSeq and is a predicted model, not a curated record. Bases 633 to 2336 code for a protein of 567 amino acids.
GAAGCUCACGCCCUCCCCGGCUUGCAUCGCUCCCUUUUGCGAGACGCUCAGUGUACACUUUGCCAGGCAACUCUUCUUCGCCUUUGCGGGCUCCUUCCUCUCUGACUCUUUGCUGAGAAGAGACGGCAAACAGUCCUCUGCGUAGAACGCGGGGCUCCUGCUUUCCAGUGAGAGCGUUGUUCUCGGAGGAGGAGGCGGAGGAAGGCUGUGGCGGCGGUCGCUCCCCCGAGUGGCAGUAGGGGUGGCUCUUUCUGUGACGGCGUGCCAUGCGACCUGAGCGCUAAGUGGAGUAUGCUGCAGACGAUUUACGAGAGCGAGUCAAGUUUCUCCACAACGGACGACCGCAUUGGAGCCCAGACGCUCCCCAACCAGAGCAGGAUGCACAACGUGAACAACUCAGCCUCACACGCUCGUCCAUCCUCCGUGUGUUUGCCUCUCUCCCUCGCUCCCUCUCUUUCACACUCUCAACUCUGGACUCAGCCAGUCUCUCGUUCUGCGUGUGCAAAGACAACUCUCAGCUGAGCUAAGAGGUAGGAAGCAGCCACUUCUUCCAGAUUCCAGUGGAGAUAAAGUCUGAAGUGCCGCUGGUAGUGGAACCUCUGUCUCCGUUGGACCUACGAACAGACCUGAGGAUGCUGGGGCCAGGCUCGGACCCGGGGCUCUGGGAGAGGCAGCUCCAGCAGGAGCUCCUGCUUAUCCAGAAGCAGCAGCAGAUCCAGAAGCAGCUACUCAUCAGCGAGUUCCAGAAGCAGCACGAGAAGUUAACUCGUCAACACCAGGCUCAGCUCCAAGAGCACCUCAAGCUUCAGCAGGAGCUCCAGUCCAUGAAACAGCAGCAGGAGCUUGCAGAGAAGGAGCGGCGUCUGGAGCAGCAGCAGAAUCAACAGCUCCAACAGAACCAGCAGCAGAACCAGCAGGAGAAAGAGCUGGAGAGACAUCGGCGAGAGCAGCACAUCUCCUGCUUGAGCCUUCGGGCCAAAGAGCGCGCCAGAGAGAGUCUCGCAGGUGCAGUGGCCAGUACGGAGGUGAAGCAGAAACUCCAAGAGUUUCUGUUAAGCAAAUCAGCAAAGGACCCUGCCAGUAAUGGCGGCAAUCAUUCGUUCAUUCACCACUCUAAGCUCUGGUACAGGUCCUCCCAUCACACAUCCCUGGACCAAAGCUCUCCCCCCCUGGGCGGCAUGUCCCCUACCUGCCACUACACUCUGCCAUCACCCAUUGACAGCAAGGACGACUUCCCCUUGAGGAAGACAGCUUCUGAGCCCAACCUGAAGGUGCGGUCCAGACUGAAGCAGAAAGUCGCCGAGAGGAGGAGCAGCCCCAUGCUCAAAAGGAGAGACGGCAACCUCAUGACGCCUUACAAGAAGAGGGCGCUGGAGCUCAUGGAUUCUACGCCCACAAACAGUGCCCCUGGCUCGGGCCCCAGCUCCCCCAUAGGGGCCUCCAGUGCCUUGGGGGCUGAAAACGGACCUUCCUCUUUGCCUACCACCACAAAAACUGAGCGAUGGCCUUCACAGCCAAGAUUAUUCCGGCCCGAGAACUCAAUGUCGGUCUUGAGUUUGUACACAUCUCCGUCCCUACCCAACAUUUCCUUGGGGCUUUCCGCCGCAUCUUCUCCCCUGAAUGCGGCAAUGGGCUUGAAGGACAGAUCAGCAGAAAUAAAGCAUGGACUUCCGGGACAUCUCCUGGGUCCUGUUCCCCUUCACGCAGGUCUUGAGUCCAAAGUGAGUCCCAGUCACCAGGCUCUGCUGCAACACCUCUUGCAGAAGGAGCAGAUGAGGCAGCAAAAGAUGCUCUCCGCUGGACCGCCAGGCCCCGUGUCAUCCCACCCUCCGUCCCCUUUGGCCAUGAAGGAUCGCCCUCCUAGCAGCCGCCCCAAACUACCCAAACAUCGGCCCUUGAACAGGACCCAGUCUGCACCCCUCCCCCAGAAUGCGCUGGCCCAACUAGUCAUCCAGCAGCAACACCAGCACUUCCUGGAGAAACAGAAACAGUACCAGCAGCAGAUCCACAUGAAUAAGCUGCUGUCCAAGUCCAUCGAGCAGUUACGUCAGCCCAGCGCACACCUGCAGGAGUCUGAGGAGGAGCAAGAGGAGCGCAUGCAGGAGGACAGGCUGCCCCCCGGAGGAGUCAUCCGGAAGCACACGCUCAGCAGCAGCGGCAGCAGCAGCGGCGGCUCCAGCGUGGAGCUCCCCGACGCCCACUACGAGGUCAUCAAGGUCAAGGAGGAGCCGGCGGACAGCGAGGACGAGGCGCUGGCCAAUCAGAGCUUAGCGGCCGAGAGGAGCGCCUAUCUUCACCAGGUCAAAGGGAGACUGGUGAUAAGAGCCAUGAUCUGAGGACGGGGAGGAGGUCACACACUCCGACAUUCGCAGAUAAACACCUCACACACACACACACACACACGCACACACACACACUGCACUGUACGAAAAAUGAUCCCUUUGAGACUCCCGUGCCGUCUGCCCAACGCUACAUUUUGAUGUAAAUAUUACCAAGAGCUGCUUGUGGUUGUUUGAGCGUACAUAUAUUGUGUAAGCAUAGCGCGCCUCCAGAGCAGUGUUUUUCAACCACUGUGCCGCGGCACACUCGUGUGCCGUGAGAUACAGUCUGGUGUGCCAUGGGAGAUUGUCUAAUUUCACCUAUUUGGGUUCAAAAUAUUUUUUGCAAACCAGUAAUUGUAAUUCGCAAAUAAUGUGCUAUUAUUGAGUGUCGGUGUUGUCUAGAGCUCGGCAGCGUAACCGUGUAAUACUCUUACAUAUCAGUAGGUGGCAGCUGGUAGCUAAUUGCUUUGUGGAUGUCGGGAACACGUCGUGUGAGACGACGAGGGUUUGCCGUCGUAUCUAAUGCUUAAACCAAAACUAAACAAAAGAUGAGUGCACCCAAGAAAAGGUAUUGAAGCUUAGAGAUGGCUAUACAGAAUGAAAAAAGAACCUAACUGGAUACAAAGUAAACAAAAACAGAAUGCUGGACAACAGCUAAGACUUACUGUGGAGCAAAGACGGCGUCCACAAUGUACAUCCGUUCAUGAAAUGACAAUCAAAUAUGCCCCCACAAAGGAUAGCAACAACUGAAAUAGUCAUGAUUGCUAAAACAUAGCAGAUGCAGAGACUAGCGCUCAAAGGAAGACAUGAAACUGCUACAGGAAAACACCAACAAAACAGGAAAAGCCCCCGAAAUAGGAGCGCAAGACACAAACUAAAACACUGCACACAGGAAAACGGCAAACAACUCCAAAUAAGUCACGGCGGUGACAGGUCAUGACAUUACACCUACUUUGAGACAAGAGCUAUAGUGAUGCAUGGUUGGUUAUGGUUUAAAGCAGACCUGGGCAAAUUACGGCCCGGGGGCCACAUACGGCCCGUUGAGCUUUUCGAUUUGGCCCGCCGGACAUUCCCCUAUAAUUUUUUUGGAUCUUUUGAUGUGCACUCAUGUUUUCUAAAGACCGUAAGUCUUCAACUAUACAAAGUAUUUCAAUAGUUGGAAUCUGCGCUUAUGGAUGAUAUACUAGAUGCUAUGGUCAUGUAAUUAGUUACUAUGGUCAUGUAAUUAGUUACUAUGGUCAUGUAAUUAGUUACUAUGGUCAUGUAAUUAGUUACUAUGGUCAUCUAAUUAGUUACUAGGGUAAUCUUUGUCACAGCAGCUCAGACGAGGCACCAAGCAGUGUGGGCGGGAAGCGUUUCCAAAGACGCGGAAGGAGAUUUUCAUAGAAUAGAAUAGAAAGUAUUUUAUUGAUCCUUGGGGGGAAUUCAGCAAAUAUUAGAUGUAUCAGAUUGUAGGUGGGUUUAUUUUGUUCCCUUCCCGUUCAUAUUUCAUUGUUUGUUGCAUUUUUGUUGCGUUUCACUUGAUUGUAAAUUAUGUUGAUCGUAAGCGGGCGUCACAUUCAUAUUUUGUCAAUAUCCAGUGUUUUAUCCUUCAUAGAAAAAUGUAAAAUUCCAUUGAGUUUUUUAAAGCGGUCUGUCAUAAUGUUUUUAACAGUCAAUCAGACAUUAUUGUGAGGUUUUGUAUUAGUGUUCCUAAAAAUAGAUGUACCGGCCCACAGACUAUUUUUUUUCUCUCAAUGUGGCCCCUGAGUCAAAACAAUUGCCCAGGCCUGGUUUAACACUUGCGACAAUGACUUUUUACUGUCAAUAUCUCUACGGAGUUUCAUUUUUUUAAUGUUUUCUGCUGGUUGUGUGCCUAUGGAUUUUUUCAACGCACAAAAUGAGCCUCGGCUCAAAAAAGGUUGAAAAACACUGCUCUAGAGGACGGGGUUAGCAGGUGCACGGCGUGGACGAGACAGUGUGUGCAACCUUUGUGCACACUUCCACUCAUCUUUACGGUGUGCUGUUCCUAGGAAAAAAAAAUGUUACGGGGCGAACACGUGUCUUAGCCAGAAUGUACAAAGUAAACCCUGACAGAAGAUGUUCCCCCGUGUGGGAGCCAUGUUGCCAUUGGAGGACACGCCGAUGCCGGGGUUGCGGUGGAAACUGGAACGCACAUGCAUCACCCAACACUUCCUCAUCUGCGCGCCUGCCUCUUGGAGAGCUCUCCUCCCUGCGGGUCCAAAUGAAGAAAAAAAAAAGCUCCUGCCCAGCUUUCAGCAGAGGAGUCAGACAGCGAGCGCGAGAGGGCCGGGCAGGAAAUGCCUUCUAGGAGCCAGGAGUCGGGAGUGAUUCAUGUGUGUUGGAAUGUUUGCGAGAGAGGAGGGCCUCGGCUCGCCUUCACAAUUGAUUUAGUGUCCUGGCGCAUUACAAAGUGAUACGGUCGAGGGAGUCCUGUACUCGGGAGAUGGCUUCCUCUGUGAUCCCCCAGUGGCGUGCGUCUACCUCCUCACGCGGCGUUGUUUCAUGGCCGCUGACGAGGAAGGAAAAACAAACUUUUCUUUUAGUUCAUGAAAAAGCGCCCACUGCGACAUGUAUAGUCUGUCUUCAAGUGAAACGUGUUGGAUAGCUGUAAACCUUCUCCGUUCAUUCGUACCGUCGACGAGGUGGACAACUGCUCGUGGUUCUUUUCCACUGUCUUGUCUUAUUGUCAGGUGUCCAGGUUCAAUGUGCCGUAGCCAAAGUAAACACCACAACAAUGUGAGUCCUGUCCUUGAUGGGACUGUGCCGACAACUCCUGCACUGUUACAGAUGGAUGGUGAGGGUGGGAUGGAGAGUGGGGGGAAGGUCCUGGAACUCUGUUCCUCGCGGUUUGUCUUUUUUUUUCCUUUGGCCUUGUGUGACACGUUUUGUUGUUUUUUUUUUUUUAAAUUAAUAAAAGUCAAUUUACCUUCAA